UACACUAUGGCGAGUAGCAGGCCAACGGCCAAAAGAGUAGUUGUGUACAGAAAUGGGGACCCUUUCACCCCAGGCCACCAGCUGGUGGUGACUCAACGCCGCUACCCCACCAUGGAGGCCUUCCUAUAUGAUGUAACAUCAGCCGUACAAGCUCCACUGGCUGUACGUGCCCUCUACACGCCUUGUCAUGGCCACCCUGUCACCGACCUGGCAGACCUACAGAAUGGAGGACAAUAUGUGGCUGCUGGCUUUGAGCGAUUCCACAAGCUCCCCUAUUUACCCCCAGGAGGGAAGAAGCCAGGUGGAAAGACCGGCAGACCACAAGACCCUCCCAGGACUUGCUACCAGUGUGAUGGGGCCCUUGGACAAUGGCUUCCUGCAGGUGCCCCCUGCUAUAUCCAUGUGUUCAGGAAUGGGGACCUGCUAAGUCCCCCAUUUAGUCUGAAGUUGUCUCAGGCUGCCAUCCAGGAAUGGGCAACUGUGUUGAAGCUCCUGACUGAGAAAGUCAAGUUGCAGACUGGGGCUGUACAUAAACUCUACACUUUGGAGGGGGUCCCGCUGUCUGCAGGGAUGGCUCUUGUGAAUGGCCAUUACUAUGUAGCUGUGGGAGAGGAUGAAUUCAAGGCCCUGCCUUAUCUGGAGCUGUUGGUGCCCAGCCCCUCCCUGCCCAGGGGCUGCUGGUAUCCUCUGAAGCCAAAGCACUGGGACACUGGAGCCUGGACCAGGAAUAGGAAAAGUGAGAACAGCCCACAACCAGGGUCCCUUCUAUACCCUCAGGGUAACAGGGCACCUGACACCCUGCACUCUCCAGAGGAAGCAGCAGGACAAACUGAGCCCUCUGCUUUCUAUGCCAGGCCCCAGCAGGCUAUUCAGUCAAGAAACAUUCUUCCUACUCCCUCGUUUCCAUCAGGAGUGAAGGGAGUGUACAGGGCUCCUCACCCAAGGAAAGAGACAGCAGGGGCCCAGGAAGUUGUAGAUGAUAAAGACACAUGGACCGAGGAGCCUUUAGAUCAGGUAGGCCAAUGGAUGGAAUGGAGAUGGGAGGAGUUCUGA
This is a messenger RNA of Dipodomys spectabilis (banner-tailed kangaroo rat), 1053 nucleotides long. RefSeq names its product doublecortin domain containing 2B (gene Dcdc2b). The record is from RefSeq and is a predicted model, not a curated record. Bases 7 to 1053 code for a protein of 348 amino acids. Gene Ontology annotation, biological process: intracellular signal transduction. The transcript is spliced from 8 exons. Gene Ontology annotation, cellular component: microtubule organizing center; microtubule. NCBI's taxonomy places the organism in Eukaryota, Metazoa, Chordata, Mammalia, Rodentia, Heteromyidae.